Molecule: messenger RNA, 4146 nt
Organism: Effrenium voratum
Lineage: Eukaryota; Dinophyceae; Suessiales; Symbiodiniaceae
Source: the annotation of a GenBank genome assembly
AUGAUUCAGAACGAGGGCACGGCCAUGGAGGCCAGCGAGGGCAUGGUUCGGAACGAGGGCAAGGCCAUGGAGGCCAACGAGGGCAUGGUUCGGAACGAGGGCGCGGCCAAGGAGAAUAACGAGGGCAUGGCCAAGGAGGGCGUCGGCAACGAGGUGAAGGAGAAGAAGGACGUGGGGGAGGCGAUUCCGGGCAGAGUGGCAGCACCUCCUAAAUCGCGAGUGCUCCCGGCGGGCAAAGGCCCACCCAUGAUGGCCUACUACAAGGGCAAGAGCAGGCCGGUUGACGCUCAACUCGUCGGGUCGUUGGCGGAGGAAAGACCGCCUGGAGGACCUGCCGCCAUCGGGAAGCCAGCUGCGGGCCAAUUCUACGAAGCGUUGAAGGACAUGGAACGAAAUGAUCCCAAAGGUCACGUUGGGUGCUUCUGGAAGUUGGCCGCAGGGAGAUACUUGGAGUCCCCCUUCUCCAGAUCUCUCCCUCUGGCCAGGAAGAAGCUUGACGGCUUCCUGGAGGCGAAGGGAUGCGAUCCUGGCAGGAAGGAAAGCGACCGGGUUUGCGAGGUGAACUUCGGAAGGUUGCACGCGGCCUUGGUCUGCAUCGACGACGUGGACCGGGACUACCUCCUGGAGAUGGCGGCUGGUGGCGUCGAGAUCGGCGUGGACACGGAGCUCCCCAGGGUGCCGGCGGUCUUCGAGGAGAAGACCAAAUGGUCUCUGGAGGCGGUGGACGCUGAGCUGGAGGAGCGGAGAACUACGAGUCGGCCAAGCUCUCCAUGGAGCAGAUCAGGCAUCAGGUGGAGGCGGAAAUGGAGAAAGGGAUCGCAGUCGGAGGCGGAGAAGGAGUUCAGCGGGAGGCUGGCAGUGGCGGCCCUAGGGGCUGUACCAAAAGAACUCGGGUCUGAGAAAGUCAGGCUGGUGCACGACGGCAGCUACUCGGUCGACAUCAAACGGCGCAUACGGGUGCGUGACCGAGUUCGCUUCCCACUGCUGGACGACGCUGAUGCGGUCCUGAGAGGCGUCAAAGAAGACACCUCCGGGGGCCGGGACGUUCGCUUCUCCCUGACCUGUGACGUGGCGCACGCACACAGGUUGGUUCCCAUUGUCAAGCGGGACUGGGGACUGCAAGCUUUUCGGCUCGAUGGCUCCAGCGACAUCUAUGUGCACACCAGGGGCACCUUCGGCAUUGCGUCUGCGGCCUACUGGCUGUCACACCGGCUGGCGACCAUGGAGCUUAGCCUCUAUCACCUCCUCUAUGCGGACGACGGGUGGCUGAACGCGUCAGGCAACGACUUCGUCCGGAGGCUGCUCUUCUGGAUCUGGUGCCUUGAGUUGAUGGAGUUGCCACUGACGUGGAAGAAGGUUAAAGGAGGCGUGGUGGUCCAGUGGAUCGGCUACAAGCUCGACGUCAAGAACUUUGUGAAGGGCAUCAGCCUCAAGAAGCAGGAGUGGAUAGUUGCCUGGGUGGAGAAGCGCCAAUCGGAAGGAGGGGCCUUGUCGCACGUACGCCCGUUCUUGGGCGUCCUCUUCGCUUGGGCAGCGGUGUUGGCUAUGGGGACCUUUGCCUCUCUGCCAUCGGCAGUGGCCUUGGUCCUGCAGCUGAUCAAGAUGGAAGUUCAAAGGCGAAGGUUGGGGCCGGUCUCUCAUGUCCCGGUGGCACGAGUCGACUUCUUCCGUAUCGAUGCCAAGGCCGAGGGGCAGGAGAUCGUGCUGGGCGGCUGGGAGUCGUGGAAGGGGCCCACUUCGACGGCCAGAUGGUUCUCGGUCCGCCUCAACCGCGAGAACGCACCAUGGGCCUACGCCAAGGGCAAGCCGUUCAGGGCCAUCGCCUCUCUUGAGCUCACGGCGGUGCUCUUGGCCACCAUGAUCUUCGGCAGGGACGGUGGGCUGAAAGAGGCCGGCGUGCACGGAGUGCUAUCUGGCUUCACAGACAGCGCGGUGUCGAUGUACGUCCUGGACAAGUACAUGAGCUGCUCUUUCCCGUUGUCGGUCAUCUUGAUGGAGCUGUCCGUGCAAUUGGAAAAGCUGGAGGUUGACAUGAUGCUGCGCUGGAUUCCCCGUGAGCAGAACAUCGAAGCGGAUGCUCUGACGAAUUCGGCCUUUGAAGGGUUCGAUCCGGGCAAGCGCAUCAAUGUUCGGUUCGAGGACUUCAAGUUCGAGGUCCUCGAUCAGCUCAUGGGGGAAGCCCAGAAGAUGGACAGCGAGAUCCGCCUGGUGAAGAGCUCCAAGGAGCGCAAGACGAUUGCCUGGUCCGAGAAGAAGGCGGAGGACCAGGUGAAGAAGAGGCCUGAACUGAUCGCCAGAUCCCGGCUGAAGCAGCUGCUGAAAGAUCGGGACACCGUGCAUCAGGACGAGCUCAUCGACAUGCUCGUCAAUGAGCUCGAGGCGCCCCACACACAGUCCUCCUUGCCGCGGAAGGAGCCGAUCUACUCCUCUCACAAAUCCCUGAGCGGUGCUGACGUCAUGACCUUGGACCAGCCACUGCCAGACGCGGCGGCCAGCGCGGCCUUGGAGCCCCGGGGCUUGGCGGGGGGCCCCGCGUCGCUGAAGCUGCUGCGGGGCGACAUCGAGGCCUUUGUGGUGACCCAGCGCCACAAUCGAGACCACGAGGUGGACGUGAACCAGCUCAUUCACAACAUCUACCAGCCGCCGGACGAGAAGAAGGUGAUCCACUACGUCAACGACGGCCUGAACCGGGCGCUACGAGGCAACCCGCCCCCCAGGGAACGCCCCGCAGAUUCCGAGAAGCCGCGGUACGAGAACUACUGGCAAGCCAGGUACGUCAUGGAGGCCUUGGCAGAUGCCAUCGCCUUGGUGGAGAACUCCAACGGCGGCAAGCUGAAGCCCUCCAAGAUGUUCAAACGCCUGGACUUCGACAACGACGGGUACCUCAGCAUGUCGGACCUGCGCAGCGCCUGCGAGAAGUACAAGAUCGCCAACAGCAGUCCAGACCUGCACGCAUUGUUCAGCUUGCUGGACAAGGAUGACCGCGGUGCUGUGGACAUCGGUGAGUUCACGCGCAACUAUCAGGUGCACCAGGGCUCCCUGCUGGACUCCAUGAUGCGGCCCAUCAAGUCGGUGAAGCACGAGGGCGGCGUGGAGUUUGGGGGCCCUGUGCAGGAGAAAUUGGACGCCCACAUGAAGGAGCUUGAGGAGCGAUAUCACAGUCAGGCCCUGCGCUCCAGCUCAGCGCCUCCGAAUAGCGGAGACGAUGCUGGAAGCGGCUCGAGGCACUUGUCUGCCACUCUGCCGCCACGCACCGGCAGCCAGGCUGGCAGCCAGGCUGGCAGCACACACUCGCAGAUCAGCCGCACCGGCAUGUCUAUCGCAAGCUCCAAUCCUAUCUAUUCGUCCCAGGUGAACCAACUCCGUGGCAACGCGCGCAUCAGCGACGUGAUCCGGGCGCGGUUCAACGCUUGGAAGCCCGACAAGCCCGGGGCCGACGUGGCUCAAUACCUCGCGAGCCUGCAUUCCCGAGGCUGCGCGGCCCAGGAGGUCCGCUGCGAAGACGGCCUGGUGACGCAGCUGGUGCUGGAUGUGCAGAAGCUCCGGGACAGGGAUUCGAAGACGAGCGAUGACAUGGUGGUGUCGUCCCUGGCGCAGUGGCGGGCCGCGCGGUCCCUGAAGCUCCUGAAUAUCAAGGGGCUGGAAGGCGGCGCCCUGCCGAAGCAGCUCUGCCGCUUCAGUCAGCUGGAGUCCUUGCAGCUGAACGGGAACGGUUUCACCUCGGUGCCCGCGUGCUUGGGCAAUCUGAAGCUGCGGGAGCUCUUGCUCGGGGCGAACAGGCUGCAGCAUCUCCCCAAACAGCUGGGCAAGAUGCAAAGCCUCAGAAAGCUGGGCUUGGGCAGCAACAAUUUCAGCGACUUCCCGAUGCCUGUGCUGGACAUGCGUCAAUUGGAGGAGCUGAUGCUGCAGCACAACAAGCUGUCAGAAAUCCCUGCCAGCCUGACGCGCCUGAGCAAGCUCCAGCGCCUGAAUCUGGUCUCCAACAGGUUGGCGCUUCUGCCGGUUGAGCUGGGCCAGCUGCGCUUGGCCGAGCUGCUGUUGGACAACAAUCAAUUGGACCAUGUUCCCAGCAGCCUCAAGCCGCUUUGGCUUGCAGGAGGAUUGCAUGUGGAUGGGAAUCCAAUGCAAGAUCGCGAAGAGCUGUGA